Messenger RNA from Parnassius mnemosyne (clouded apollo), 390 nucleotides. The record is from the annotation of a GenBank genome assembly. Lineage: Eukaryota; Metazoa; Arthropoda; Insecta; Lepidoptera; Papilionidae.
CUGAUAGUCUCCUUAGUCUCCUCCUCUCAGUUUAUUCAUACAGAAGCUGAUUUGGAAAACAUUUCAGACGCCCAAACACGUACAAAUAACCUGCGGGAACCUAGUUGUUCCGAUAUCAAUGUGACUGAAACUAUAGAGUUAACUAAUCUUGCAAAUGAUAUUGUUGAUAUAUCUUCCACUGAUAAUGAAGAACAAUUUCAUAAUGUCCUUUCUGAAAAUAUUGUAGAUGUUCAAACUGACACUGAAAACCUAAUAGCGAAGCCUUUGAUAGACGCUAAAGACGUGACUAAUCUUGAAGAUAAUAAUGACGACAUUUCUGCAAUUGAUAAGAAAAAAAAUACUCUUUGUGGAUCUAAAUGCCAUUCUAGCUUAACAUGUGUUAACAAGUAA